UGUGUGUGUGUGUGCGUGUGUGUGAGAGAGAGAGAGGAGGGAGAGGAGAGAGAAGAGAGUGGGUCUAGCCAAAUAAAGGCAUGGGGGCCUGUGUGCGUUUGGCCCCCUCUGCUCUAUAAAUACGUAUCGCGUCGGCAGACUCAGGUUUGGUGGCUGGGGCUCCGCAGCUACACAGAGACGCGCGUCGCCCGCUCUCCACACAGCCUACACACACUCUCACACACACGCGCGCGCCGCCAUGCCUCGGGUUGAUGCAGACCUCAAGCUGGACUUCAAGGAUGUCCUCUUCAGACCGAAGAGGAGCAGCCUGAAGAGCAGGUCUGAGGUGGACCUGCAGAGGACCUUUACAUUCCGUAACUCCAAACAGACAUAUAAUGGCAUCCCCAUCAUCGCCGCCAACAUGGACACCACAGGCACCUUCGAGAUGGCCCGGGUCCUGAGCAAACACACACUCUUCACUGCCAUGCAGAAGCACUACUCCCUGGAGGAGUGGCAGAAGUUUGCUGCAGAUCACCCAGAGUGCUUAGAGCAUAUUGCCGCCAGCUCUGGCAGUGGUAAGGCGGACCUGGAGCGGCUGAGCGCCAUCCUGGAGGGCGUCCCCCAGAUCCGCUACAUCUGCCUGGACGUGGCCAACGGCUACUCCGAGCACUUUGUGGAGUUUGUCAAGACCGUCAGAGAGAGGUUCCCCACCCAUACCAUCAUGGCUGGCAACGUGGUGACGGGGGAGAUGGUGGAGGAGCUGAUUCUGAUCGGUGCUGACAUCAUUAAAGUGGGCAUCGGGCCAGGGUCAGUGUGCACAACCCGGAUCAAGACUGGCGUGGGGUACCCCCAGUUAAGCGCCGUCAUUGAGUGUGCCGACUCCGCCCAUGGCCUGAAGGGACAUAUCAUCUCAGAUGGAGGCUGUAGUUGCCCAGGCGAUGUGGCCAAAGCUUUUGGAGCGGGAGCUGAUUUCGUCAUGAUGGGAGGUAUGUUGGCGGGCCAUGACCAGUGUGCCGGUGAGGUCAUUGAGAAGGGCGGGAAGAAGUUCAAACUGUUCUACGGCAUGAGCUCGGACGUCGCCAUGAAGAAAUACGUCGGGGGCGUGGCCGAGUACAGGGCGUCGGAGGGCCGCACGGUGCAGGUUCCGUAUAAGGGGGACGUGGAGAACACGGUCCUGGACGUUCUGGGCGGCCUGCGCUCCACGUGCACCUAUGUGGGGGCGGCUAAACUCAAGGAGCUCAGCCGCAGAACCACAUUUAUCAGAGUCACACAGCAGACCAGUCAGUUGUUCACCUAGUCACACACACACACACACACACACACACACACACACACACACACACACACACAAGCACACACAAAUACACA
Clupea harengus (Atlantic herring) is the source of this 1347-nucleotide messenger RNA. It is a transcript of the gene gmpr, whose product is annotated as guanosine monophosphate reductase. NCBI's taxonomy places the organism in Eukaryota, Metazoa, Chordata, Actinopteri, Clupeiformes, Clupeidae. Gene Ontology annotation, molecular function: GMP reductase activity. Gene Ontology annotation, cellular component: GMP reductase complex. The record is from RefSeq and is a predicted model, not a curated record. Gene Ontology annotation, biological process: nucleotide metabolic process.